Lactuca virosa is the source of this 1635-nucleotide messenger RNA. NCBI's taxonomy places the organism in Eukaryota, Viridiplantae, Streptophyta, Magnoliopsida, Asterales, Asteraceae. The record is from the annotation of a GenBank genome assembly.
AUGAAUUCCACUCUAAUCAUCUUCCUUCUCUACCUCCUCCUCAUCGCCACCCCACCAUGUUCACUAAUCGCCUCCGCCGCCAGCAACUGGACCCUCCUCCACUCAAACAUUGGCAUCACCGCCAUGCACAUGCAACUCCUCCCUAACGACCGUGUAGUCAUUUACGACCGCACCGACUUCGGAGCCUCCAACCUCUCUCUCGCCAACGGUGAAUGCCGGAUAGACGCACACGACUAUGUUUUGAAGAGAGACUGCACUGCCCACUCUAUUGAGUACGACGUCGCAUCCAAUUCCUUUCGUCCACUAAUGGUUCAAACAGACAUCUGGUGUUCUUCAGGUGCUUUAAUGCCUGACGGCAGCCUCCUCCAGACCGGCGGAUUCAACGACGGAGAUCAUGUUGUUAGAGUUUUUAAAUCCUGCGAUACAUGUGAUUGGGUAGAAAUCACGUCGGCGUUGGUUAAACGGAGAUGGUAUGCAACUAAUCACAUUCUCCCCGGCGGACGCCAGAUUAUCAUUGGUGGUCGCCGGCAAUAUAACUAUGAGUUUUACCCGAAAUUGUCGAAGUCAGAGAAGGCUUAUAGUUUGCCAUUUUUAGUUCAGACGAAUGAUCCGAAACUUGAAAACAAUCUAUACCCAUUUGUGUUUCUCACUCCUGAUGGAAAGUUGUUCAUUUUUGCCAACAAUCGAGCAAUUCUAUUUGAUUAUGCGAGAAACAAAGUUCUCAAGGCUUACCCUGAAAUACCCGGUGGUGACCCGAGAAAUUACCCAAGCACUGGGUCUGCAGUACUACUUCCAAUGCGGAUUGUACAAGGUAAAGUAGCUGUCGUUGAGGUAUUGGUUUGUGGUGGGGCACCCAAAGGAGCAUUUGUGAAUGCGGAAAAUGGGAGAUUUGAUAAAGCUUUGAAAACUUGUGGACGGAUUCAAGUAUCCGACCCGAAUCCACAAUGGGUCAUGGAGACUAUGCCUUUAGCUCGUGUAAUGGGUGACAUGCUUUUGCUACCAAAUGGUGAUGUUUUGAUUAUUAAUGGAGGAUCCGCAGGUACCGCUGGAUGGGAAUACGGGCGGGACCCGGCUCUUUACCCGGUGAUAUACAAACCCGAUAACCCGUUUGAGGACCGGUUCGAGGCUCAGGUUCCGACCACAAUACCGCGAAUGUACCAUUCAACAGCUCUCUUGAUUCGCGAUGGGAGGGUGCUUGUUGGUGGAAGCAAUCCUCACAUAUAUUAUAAUUUCACAGAUGUACUUUAUCCAACCGAGCUUCGGUUGGAGGCAUUUCUGCCACCAUAUCUGGAUCCACGCUGUGCCAGGUCACGACCCAAGAUAACACCCGAUUCCCAAACCGAGUUUGGAUAUGGGAACCGGGUGGUUAUCAGGUUUAGGGUUGUGGAUGAGCUGGAUCCGGAUUCAGUCAUGGUGACAAUGGUUGCACCGGCUUUUAACACGCACUCGUUUUCCAUGAAUCAAAGGUUGUUGAUCCUUGAAGGUGGGAACACCACAAAGGCUAUUGGGAAAACAAAGUACCAAGUGAUUGUGACGGCGCCACCUUCCAGCAACAUUGCUCCGGGGAGGCAUUAUCUUUUGUUUGUGGUUCAUCGGCAAGUUCCAAGUGAAGGCGUUUGGGUUAAAAUUGGUUGA